This is a messenger RNA of Alnus glutinosa, 1380 nucleotides long. RefSeq lists its product as uncharacterized. Lineage: Eukaryota; Viridiplantae; Streptophyta; Magnoliopsida; Fagales; Betulaceae. Gene Ontology annotation, cellular component: signal recognition particle receptor complex. The record is from RefSeq and is a predicted model, not a curated record. Gene Ontology annotation, biological process: protein targeting to ER. The coding region runs from base 228 to 1049 and encodes 273 amino acids. The transcript has 7 exons.
AGAAUAGAGGGGAGCGUCACUCCAGUAAACUUCCCGAAUCCCCUUCUUCAGUUGGGGACUCCCAUCACACAUACUGAAGUUCUUGCCAAACCAAAAAAUCUACCGCUCUCUCACGUCUAUCUCCCCUUUGCAUAACGAUCGAUUAGAAGAGGAAAUUUGAUAUUUCAAAAAAAAAAAAAAAAAGAAGAGGAAAUUUGAGGUUUUAUUCUUUUUGUUGGCGAAAGCCCAUGGAAGGAGCGGAGCAGUGGAAGAUUCAAUUGGAGCAGUGGAAGAAACAACUGGAGCCGUGGAAGACUCAACUGGGGCAAUGGUUGAACCAAGGGUUCGAACAUAUUCAUCAGAUUCCACCAACGCAGCUCUACGCUGCUGUCGCCGUCUUGUUAUUCACGACCCUUUUGCUCCUACUCAUUCGGGUGCUCAAACGUGCGAAAUCGAAUACCAUUGUGCUCACUGGGCUUUAUGGGAGUGGAAAAACAGUUCUCUUUUAUCAACUUCGGGAUGGCUCUUCCCAUCAGGGUACUGUUACAUCAAUGGAACCAAAUGAGGGUACUUUUGUGCUCCACUCCGAAACAGCAAAGGAGGGAAAAGUAAAACCUGUUCAUCUGGUUGAUGUUCCUGGUCAUUCUCGUCUUCGACCCAAACUAGAUGAGUUCUUGCCUCAAGCAGCAGGAAUAGUUUUUGUGGUGGAUGCUUUGGAAUUCUUACCGAACUGUCGUGCUGCUUCAGAGUACCUGUAUGAUAUCUUGACUAAGGCAAGUGUUGUGAAGAAGAAAAUUCCAGUACUCCUUCUAUGCAACAAAACUGACAAAGUGACAGCACAUACAAAGGAGUUUAUCAGGAAACAGAUGGAGAAGGAAAUUGACAAAUUAAGGUCAUCAAGAAGUGCAAUAUCAGCAGCUGACAUUGCAAGUGACUUCACACUUGGGGUACCUGACGAAGUAUUUUCUUUCUCUCAGUGCCAUAACAAAGUUACUGUUGCAGAAGCUUCUGGUUUGACUGGUGAGACAUCUGAAGUGGAACAGUUUAUCAGGGAACAUGUAAGGCCAUAAAAGGAUGUUUUCUCCAAUUUCUUCGAAGCGUAAUGUUUUUGCUUUUAGAGCUUGCUUGAGUGUUGCAUGCUGUUUGGAAGAGCUCUAGGACGCUGCAGACACCCAAUUGAGCUUGAAGAGGAGAGAAAAAAAAGAGAGGAGGAAAAUGUGGGAGGAUCUUAUUCGGAGAGCGAAUUUACUUGGAGACAAUAACAGACACUAUUGCAUAUGAUGAAAUUAUUUUGUUUUAAAAGAUCUUCAAUUGUAAUCUUGCCUCUGCAACCUCGCAAACUGGUUAUUGGCUAAUUGCCUGACCUUCUGAUUGCAUUUGCAUUGUCCAUGGUCUUUCAUA